CGUCCCGUCCCGCCCGCGGCCAUGAGCGCGGCCGGGCUCGUGUCCGCGCCGCCCGCAGCCCCGCCGGGGCCGCCCGCCCCCGCCAUGGCCCCCGCGCCCGACUACUACGAGGAGGAGGAGCUGGAGAGCGCCGAGGAGGAGGACGGCGAGCGGAGCGCCCGGGCCCGCGACUCCGACGAGGACACUGAGGAUGCCAGUGAAACAGACCUGGCAAAGCAUGAGGAGGAGGACUUUGUAGAAAUGAAAGAACAGAUGUAUCAGGACAAACUGGCAUCUUUGAAGAGGCAGUUACAGCAAUUGCAGGAAGGUACUCUUCAGGAAUAUCAGAAAAGGAUGAAAAAGUUGGACCAGCAGUACAAAGAAAGGAUACGAAAUGCAGAACUGUUCCUGCAGCUGGAAACAGAUCAGGUGGAAAAAAAUUACGUGAAGGAAAAGAAAGCAGCAGCAAAGGAGUUUGAAGAUAAGAAAAUUGAGCUUAAGGAAAACCUGAUAGCGGAGUUGGAAGAGAAGAAAAAGAUGAUUGAGAAUGAAAAGCUAACUAUGGAAUUAACAGGAGAUUCAAUGGAAGUGAAGCCUAUUAUGACGAGGAAACUGAGACGGCGACCAAAUGAUCCGGUUCCUAUCCCAGACAAGAGGAGGAAACCUGCCCCUGCUCAGCUAAAUUAUUUGUUGACUGAUGAGCAAAUAAUGGAGGACCUAAGAACGCUGAAUAAGCUUAAAUCACCCAAGAGACCAGCCUCCCCCUCCUCUCCCGAGCACCUCCCAGCUACACCAGCAGAGUCUCCAGCACAGCGAUUUGAAGCUCGGAUAGAAGAUGGCAAACUCUACUAUGACAAGAGAUGGUACCACAAGAGCCAAGCUAUUUACCUGGAGUCUAAGGAGAACACGAAGAUUAGCUGUGUGAUCAGUUCUGUGGGUGCCAACGAGAUCUGGGUGAGGAAAACCAGCGACAGCACCAAGAUGAGGAUCUACCUGGGGCAGCUGCAGCGGGGAGUGUUCGUGAUCCGCCGGCGCUCGGCCACCUGACUCUGCUCUGCCCUGUCCUGGUUUCUGUCAGAUCACCAAACCUCUGCCAGGGGCUCUCAGGCUGCUCACUCCUCCCAGCAGCAGGGAACAGUCCUGACCUCUGACGAGACACUUUGUGGCUGGCCACAUAAUCCCCAGUAGUCCUUAAACCUUUAGUGAUGCCCAAGCACUGCCCUGGACUAUUUCUGGAUUUUGCAUCAAGCUUCUGUACGCUCUCUUUGUAUUUUGGGUGACUGUUUGAGAACUUGGCAUCAUCCUCCUUUUUGUUGUUGUUUCGUGGUGCACAGAUGGGACUUGUGUGUCAAAAACAUCAUCAUCAUGUUUCUGUUGGGAGUCAGACCAGUGGAAGAAGCUUUGCUUGUCAAGACCCGAGGUUAUUUGUGCUUUUUGGCCUUGUUUUCCUGCAAGGCUCAGGAUUUUGGGCAAAAUAUGAAUCCUGCCAGGUUUCAGCUGCAGCUGAGAGAUGCCUCCAGAAUACCUGGUGCACAACAUCAGCUUUAUUGGAUGGACUGUUGAAAGACUGGAGACUUUUUUAGGAUGGUGUGAACAGCUCAGAAACUGCUGAAAAUACAGUGAUUUUAAUGUAGCUCAGAGUCACGCGUGGUUAGUCAGAAGCUUCCAUUUCUCUUCACAUUAAAGAACCCUUCAAUGAACAAGCAAAGCAUGUCUGUUUGCUGAUAAAAUUAGCUGGGAUAGGUGGAUGACUAAAUUAAAGGAAUAAUUACCUGGAUUUUGCAGAUA
Molecule: messenger RNA, 1767 nt
Organism: Vidua macroura (Pin-tailed whydah)
Lineage: Eukaryota; Metazoa; Chordata; Aves; Passeriformes; Viduidae
Gene: SUDS3
Product: SDS3 homolog, SIN3A corepressor complex component
Exons: 12
Coding region: 22-1026 (334 amino acids)
Biological process (GO): negative regulation of transcription by RNA polymerase II
Cellular component (GO): Sin3-type complex
Molecular function (GO): histone deacetylase binding
Source: RefSeq, a predicted model, not a curated record